Messenger RNA from Cyprinus carpio (common carp), 674 nucleotides. RefSeq lists its product as uncharacterized. The record is from RefSeq and is a predicted model, not a curated record. The transcript has 3 exons. NCBI's taxonomy places the organism in Eukaryota, Metazoa, Chordata, Actinopteri, Cypriniformes, Cyprinidae. The annotation marks the transcript as partial.
GUGUUCCUGCUGCCGAACGAGAUGAAAUACAGAGAAAGACAUUGGAGAAGGGAGAAUCUUUCACUUUCGAUCCUUGUGAUAUAAAAAACAAAGACAAUGUGAUGGUGUGGUAUUUUAAUGAGACUCUCAUCGCUGAAAUCACUGGAGAUCAGAGUAAGAUCUGUACAGUUGAUGAGUGUAAAGAGAGAUUCAGAGACAGACUGAAGCUGGAUCAUCAGACUGGAUCUCUGACCAUCACAAACACCAGAACCACAGACUCUGGAGAUUAUAAACUACUGAUCAGCAGCAGAAGCUUUAUCAUCCACCGGCACCACAGCAUCAGUAUUAUCAGCGAAAAGAACUUCAGUGUUAAUGAUCGGAGUGUGCUUUCAUAUGUCAUCAUAGGAAUAUGUGUGGCUGUUCUGCUAGUGCUUGCAGGUUUAAUUGGUAGAAUAUGUAUUGAUGUUCGGAUGGAGGGACUCACGCUGCAUCCAAAGGGAGCUGCGGCUCUGCUGCACCGGAAGGGAGAGUCCCCCAUUGCAGCUGGAUAUGAGGCACAGUUUGAUGCCUUGGAGGGCUCUCACAGCAUCCGAAGGGAGCCUGCGACUCUGCUGCACCGGGAGUGUGAGCCCCGUCUGCUGCAGAGCACGCACCAUAACUCAAAACGACAGACGGAGGGGUCACACUGCGACUGA